Molecule: messenger RNA, 1533 nt
Organism: Cladocopium goreaui
Lineage: Eukaryota; Dinophyceae; Suessiales; Symbiodiniaceae
Source: the annotation of a GenBank genome assembly
AUGCCACUCCAACUCUGCGAUAUCGAUGUGCAGCUAUGCCGAGACUACCAAUAUUUUCGGCCAAAGCAGAGGGCUUGUUUACCGAAACCCUUCUUCCGCGCCAAGAAACGAAAGCGUGAGGCCGUGUGCAGCAACUGGACAGCUUCUGGCACCCUACCAGAAGAGCAGGAAAAGUUGAGAAGCUUAUGCGAUGAAAUGCCGGAAAUGCACCGACAUGCCACUUGCGAAGAGACUUGCGUCGAGCGAGUCACUCAUGAUGCAAGAGCACCUCAUGACAUGCUCAUGGGAAGGUGUGCAGCUGAGAUAGAAGAGAGGGGAUUUGUACUUCCAGCGGGGAGCGCAUGGUUGCAGGACGACGUUUUCUCCGGCAACCGCAUCUUGGAGCUCUGCCCAGAGAGCGGCUUCGAGGUGGUGGUCUUGGAUCCACCAUGGGAGAGCAAGAGCAGAGGUGUCCGGUACAAGUGCUGCCAAUCUCAGCAGUUGUUGCAGUUGCCCAUGGAAAAGCUGCUUGCGUCUGAGGCCAUGGUGGCCGUUUGGGUUACCAAUGACCCCAAGAAGCAGGCGUUUGUCUUAGAUGAGCUCUUUCCUGCUUGGAGCCUGCGUUUCUCUGGUUGUUGGACCUGGAUCAAGGUGACCAAUGAAGGGGAGCCUUUGCUGCCUUUCGGCGAACGUCCACGUUUGCCCUUUGAGAAAGUUCUGGUGGGAAGGAAGAGUGCCGCAGAAGCAGAGAGCGAGGAGCGAAAAGAUCAAGUUUUCGCAGCAGUCCCUGUCAUCAUAGCCAGAAGCCCUUUUUGGACGAAUUGCUGCCAAAGAGCCAGUCCAAAUUGGAGAUCUUCGCAAGAAACCUUCGGCCUCACUGGACCAGUUGGGGAUGUCCUGGGAAUCCUGGUGAAUGGAUUGGCCGACACCCCUGAUGUGGCGGAGUAUUUGAUGCAGUGCGUGUGCAGCGAUCAGCUCAACAUCCAACUUAAAGGCGUGCUAUGCAUCAAGCAUAUCGCGUCAGAGGAUGUGACCUUCCAAAACUAUCUUUUGUCGUGUCCUGGAGCGUUGAAGAUUAUGGAUGACAUUGCGGCCCCUCCCAUUGUGCCCCAGGCACGUGCCAUCGAACCUCAAGAGGUCAGAACUGUGCGCGAUGCAACGAAGUCUGCGCUGGAAGCAAUCCGGACACCACAUAGCGUGGAGAAGUCCACAGCAGGUGCAUCGUUGAAGGCUAGGUGCCAGGGCUUCGGCAAUUUUGAGCCGCCACCAGAGGAAGAGCCUACCAAGAAGGCAGGCGUUGCUGGCCAGGCUGCAGAAUUUGUCGCCGAUUCCAUUGGUGACAUGGUGGAUGACUUUAAAGAGAAGGGUGCGGUUGGCGCAUUGAAGGAUGCCACCAUUGACGCGCUGGAUUUGGUACUUGAUGGCGUUGAUACCAUUUGGGGCUGGGUGGCCGGUUCAAAGGAGGCGGGCCCAGAGCGGAGUGGGAAGUCGGGAAGUUUUCCCAAGACCGCAUCGGAUCAUAUCGGGUCCAUCCGAUCGUGUUCUGGGACAUGA